CUGCAGUUGUUUCGGGGGGCGGAUUAGCUGGUUGGAGAUGCUCGGGCGCCGGGAGGCGAGGGGUCGGGUCGAAGGUUAGCGAACCGAAGGCAGUUAGGCGCUGGGGCGCCGCGGCAGUCAGGAUCAUGGCCCCGAGCCAGCGCUGGGCAGAAUGGUUCCUGAGCCCGCGGGUAUCCCCCGCCGGGGUGUUCGGUGUGGCCUUCCUUGCCCGAGUCGCCCUGGUUUUCUACGGGGUCUUCCACGACCGGACCCUGCUCGUGAGGUACACAGACAUCGACUACCAAGUCUUCACGGACGCCGCGCGUUUCGUCACGGAGGGGCGCUCCCCUUAUCUGAGGGCGACCUACCGUUACACCCCCCUGCUGGGGUGGCUCCUCACGCCCAACAUCUACCUCUGUGAACUCUUCGGCAAGUUGCUCUUCAUCAGCUGCGACCUCCUCACGGCUUUCCUCUCCUACCGCCUGCUGCUGCUCAAGGGGCUGGGUCGCCGCCAGGCUUGCGGUUACUGUGUCUUUUGGCUUCUCAACCCCCUCCCCAUGGCGGUGUCCAGCCGAGGCAACGCGGACUCGAUCGUCGCCUCGCUGGUGCUCAUGGCCCUGUACCUGAUAGAGAAAAGACGCGUCGCGUGCGGCGCUGUGUUCUACGGGCUGGCGGUGCAUAUGAAGAUGUACCCGGUGACCUAUGUCCUCCCCAUCGCCCUCCACCUGCUGCCGGGACGCGGCGAGGACGGCGGCCUCUGCCCACCCCGGUGUUCCCUCCGGGCUCGCUGUUACGAAUUCCUGCAGCGGCUGUGCCAUCGGGCUGUGCUGCUCUUUGUCGCCGUUGCUGGGCUCACGUUUUUGGCCCUGAGCCUCGGUUUUUACUAUAAGUACGGCUGGGAGUUUUUGGAGCACACCUACCUGUACCACCUGACCCGGCGGGAUAUCCGCCACAACUUCUCGCCCUACUUCUACAUGCUGUAUUUGACCGCAGAGAGCAGCUGGAGCUCCUCCCUGGGGGUCGCGGCGUUCCUACCACAGCUCAUCUUGCUUUCAGCAGUCUCGCUCGCCUACUACAGGGACCUUCCCUUUUGUUGUUUUCUUCAUACGGCCAUUUUUGUGACUUUUAACAAAGUCUGCACCUCCCAGUAUUUUCUGUGGUACCUCUGCCUACUGCCCCUCGUGAUGCCCCUAGUGAGAAUGCCUUGGAAAAGAGCCGCCGUUCUCUUAAUGCUGUGGUUUAUAGGGCAGGCCUUAUGGCUGGCACCUGCCUAUGUUCUUGAAUUUCAAGGAAAGAACACCUUUUUGUUUAUCUGGUUAGCUGGUUUGUUCUUCCUUCUUAUCAACUGUUCCAUCCUAAUUCAAAUUAUUUCCCAUUACAAGGAGGAACCCCAGACAGAGAGACUCAAAUAUGACUAGUAUAUGCUCCAGUUCUUCUGCCACUUCUAUUACAUUCUGAUUGUUCUGAAUGGACCAGAAGAGAGCUUUGGAAAAAUUUUGAACAUCCUAAGCACUCUAGUGAAAGUUCAGUUUUGGAGCAUAACACCUUGUUCCAUCAACUUUAAAUGAAUGUUUGCCUUAUGCAUAAAGGGGACUCAGUAAUUGGGAUCCACCCUUUAGGAAAUGGAAGGGCUGUUUGAAAAUCGAAGGGCUAAUGAAACUGUUGGAUGUUAAAAGGUUUUUGUAGAAAAAUACAGGAAUAUGGUCAGAGAUGUAAGGUCUAAGACAGUAUUUGUUCCAGUUAUAAGACUGUCUGAAGCAGUCUUAUUUUUUAACUCCCACUUUUUCUUUCUAAAGCUUUCCUGAUAGUUGUGAAAAUUCACAGAAUGUGCCUCAAGUACAGCUUUUAGAUAUGAAGUGUUAAAUAAUACUACUGUGUUCAGGUUGGCAAAGUUAAUUCUGUAUUAAAAGUGGAGGCGUAGAAGAUAAAGAAUCCAAAAAAUUUAAAUUGUAAUCCUGUUUCAUGUAUUUGUUUUGUAACUUAGUUUUUCAGCACUUAGUCCCAGUGGUGUUAGAGUACCAUUUGGUUUUAUACCAAAGGGAUUAAAUUUCAAUUUAUCCAGUUUAAACUUGAAUUAUUACAUAUCUUAAAAUAGCACCUUGCUUUUGAUGUUUGAGGUCUGCAAACUACUAGGAGAUAAGGACAUUUCAGUGUUCUCUUGUACCCCUUUGUUUGUAAUUUUCUGAUUGUUCAAAAGUAUUUUUCAUCUACAAUUUAAGUUAAAGUGUUAUCUCGUAAAAAUGAAUAUUAGUAGAUUGCCGUCUCUCGGCCUGCCAGGAUUGGUGCAACGCAAUGAAACUACAAGCACACGCUGCUUGGAAUGAGGGGG
Molecule: messenger RNA, 2308 nt
Organism: Molossus molossus (Pallas's mastiff bat)
Lineage: Eukaryota; Metazoa; Chordata; Mammalia; Chiroptera; Molossidae
Gene: PIGM
Product: phosphatidylinositol glycan anchor biosynthesis class M
Exons: 1
Coding region: 126-1397 (423 amino acids)
Biological process (GO): GPI anchor biosynthetic process
Cellular component (GO): glycosylphosphatidylinositol-mannosyltransferase I complex; membrane
Molecular function (GO): GPI mannosyltransferase activity; alpha-1,4-mannosyltransferase activity
Source: RefSeq, a predicted model, not a curated record